This is a messenger RNA of Funneliformis geosporum, 626 nucleotides long. The record is from the annotation of a GenBank genome assembly. NCBI's taxonomy places the organism in Eukaryota, Fungi, Glomeromycota, Glomeromycetes, Glomerales, Glomeraceae.
AUCUACUCAAUAUUGGCGUCCUUGUGCCCGUCAACAAAAAAAAGAUCCGUUUUACAAGUUGCAUCAUCUUACGUGUCUGCCUUCAAGCUGUCUGGCCACGACCAGAGAAUCGUUUAUCAGAGGGAGUUCUGAGAACCCCCAUAGACCUCAUAAAAUACGGAUUACAGCACGUUACUCCCCGUACGAUCGCCUGCGAAUUAGUGAAAAACAAGGAUGGCCCUGCUGAAGCGAGCUUUCAAGCGGCGCUUUAUGCUGCUUUCAAUGGUCUGCUUCCCACGGGGAUGAUGUGCUUAUUCGAGGUGAAAGCCAAGAGCCAGGACAAACUUGAUCUAUUGGUGAUCAAACAUAAUGAGAAAUGGGCCGGCUAUGAGCUAAAGUUCAACAAGAUAUCUCGAGCGGAUUUCAAUGGUCCUGUAACACAAGCUGGAAAAUAUGCCGAACAUUUUAGGAUCAAUAUUCAUCUCCCGGACACUUCUUCAACCCCAGUAUUUCCAGAUACAGCAGCCAACAUAAUUGUAGUGAACGUUAAGUGCAACAAGGAUUGCUCACAAUUUAAUAUUGAUUCCUCAAACUCAAACGGUCCUAAGAAUGAGUUUAUCAAUAAUCUACUUUCAAAUUCAAAGUAG